Molecule: messenger RNA, 824 nt
Organism: Soboliphyme baturini
Lineage: Eukaryota; Metazoa; Nematoda; Enoplea; Dioctophymatida; Soboliphymatidae
Source: the annotation of a GenBank genome assembly
AUGCCGUGGACUGCAGCCAACCGUGAAAUGGGCUCGUAUGACAAUCGUUUUGUCAUGUAUCCGUCGAGAAGACACAGUCCCGGACUUCAUGGCCAUUCGCCGUAUCAUCGUAAUUGUCUUCAGCCGAUGCCUGGCACCUUGAAUCCGCUGCUUUCAAGGUUCGGAGAGCAAGAGGUACUGCGCGCCUUCAACGGUCCCCGUCCACGUCUGUUUCAGUGUGAUCAGCAAUCAUCCAUUUUUGUCUUAGAUUGCAGGUCAGUUCCCUUCGCAGAAUUUUCUUCUGCCGCCUACGGAUUCGAGUUGGAGGAGGAGAUAUCUUGGAAUGCGAAACAAGCAGAAGGCGACGAAGAGAAGACGGCCAAGAAAAAAAAAUGGGGUAGAAAAAAUGAAGAAAACAGAAAGAAGAAUCAAACGGAACAGAAAACUCACUCCGAUCCCGGUUUACACGCCAGUGCAGGAAUAAGAGGCGCAGAAGUGGCUGUGACUUCUGUGCCUGUCGCCGGUUCUAGUCAGCCGUGCACUCCUCCGACACCCAGUCCACCUCAGAACGAAUCUUCAUCUACCAGUGGUUCGCCCAGCUGCGAGACCUACUCGUCGUAUUAUCCCAGUCUGCAGAAUAAAUCAGGAAACUUUCAACGGAAGCAGUAUCCCGAUCUCGAACAGUACUGGAUCUCUGCCAGAUCUACCCUCGGUUCUUACUGCUUCGGCGAUGGACGGGCGCGAAGGGUAUUUUCUUCCAAGCCACCUCGUGUCAAGCCAACUCGUUUUAAGCCGCAGAAUUUGGCGGUAGCCCCGAGUAAGCCGCUAUUACAGUACUUGUAACU